AUGCCAUAUGUUUUCGACUGUUUAAAGUACAUGGACGAGGGUGAAAAGGAAUAUUAUUACAUGCCACCACCAGGAGAGCGAGCGAGCGAGCAACCACCCAAGAUGGCAGAGUAUCUGGAUUCCGAUGGUCAGGGCAAUUCUUUGGCACAAUAUCCUUCGCAAAAAUCUUACUCGAAAUCAUCCUCUGGUCAAUGCAAUGGUCCAAUUGUACCAUACCAUACCUACUGGACCGGUCCUGCGACUUGGAGAGUAGAGCUUUUCAUAAAGAGUUAUUUUUAUACGCAGAAUCUUCCUUGUUCAAGAUUAUUCUUAUGGUUGGAUGGAGAUAGGGAUCCAGAUGCAAUCGAAAAGUUUAUGACCCGCGAUCCAUUGUUCAAGAGAUUUAUACCAUUCGUUGAAAGAGGAGACAUAACUUUGAAAUUGUGGAAUUUCCCUUCAAGAAUACCAUUACCACCUGGAGAUAACACGGAUGGACGUGGAUACUACAAAACUCCAGGAAAGCCUAAUGCGAAAAACGAGGUUCUGGUAGCAGAUGGACUUAUCCGGGAUGCCAAUAACCAAGAAUGGUUGAUUUUAACAGAAAGGCAGAUGACGUUCUUGCCCGUUGCUGUUUCAGAUGCCAUGAGAUUCGUUGUCUUGCACUUAUAUGGAGGAUCUUAUUAUGAUAUGGACGUUGUCAUGCUAAGGGAUAUGAGACCACUACUUAUUGGAGAUGAACAUUCAUUCGCAGAACGUUGGGGAGGUCAUUCCAGCCCUGGUGAUUAUAAUACGGCGGUGAUGUCUUUGACUGCCAAUUCGUCUCUUUCCUCGUAUCUUUUGCGUGGUGGCGUAAGGAUGGGGCUCAACUUCCAUCCUCGAAUCAUUGGCGUUAUGGCUGUGAAGGAUGGUCGAAACCAAGAAUUCAAUAUGUUGGAGACUGCCGCUUUUGAUCCGAUCUGGACUGAAUUCAACUGGGACAGAUUAGGAAGAUGUACCAUACCAUGCAUCAAGGAUUAUGGACAAGUAUUCAAGGGAAAGAAUGCCUUUCCAAAUCAUGACGAAUGGGAAAGUUACGAUGGACCUCAAUUAAAGCUUGCCUCGAAGACCACAUCAAAACAUUUCUGGGAAAUGAGAUCUGUUGGGGAAGUAGAAGUUGAGAAGCGUGUCGUUACGGUGGAACGAGCAUCAACUGGAAUGGGGGUUGAAAUGUUGACCAUCGACCGAGCAGCAUUGAGCAAAGCCGAGUACAAAUUUGAAGAGGAUAAUUAUCCACCUACAAAUCGAACUUUAGAGAAUUUCUUCCGAGGCGCUUGGACAUAUCAUAUCCACAAUCAGUGGUACAAAAAUCCCGAACCAUCAUCAUGGCUUAACGUUAUUCAAAGAGCACAAGAUGGUUUCUUCUCUGGAUCACGUACGAAUCCAUAUGGCGAAAAGUGGCAAGGUCUUGAAUUACCUCCAUACGAAAUAUCUUGGGAAUACACAUAA
Molecule: messenger RNA, 1464 nt
Organism: Sclerotinia sclerotiorum 1980 UF-70
Lineage: Eukaryota; Fungi; Ascomycota; Leotiomycetes; Helotiales; Sclerotiniaceae
Exons: 2
Coding region: 1-1464 (487 amino acids)
Source: RefSeq, a predicted model, not a curated record